AUGACGGCAGCCGCGCCAAGACUUGGUAACGUCGCUGCAUUGAUUCCUUGUGUCUCGAUCUGUUCCUUCCUUUCUUUCUCCCUCCACCUCCCCCCAUGGUCGAUUCUUCUUCUUCGCUUCUGCCCUGUUCCCUGGCUUCUUGACUCUCCUUUGCAUGUGGCCAGCCCUCUGCGACCCGUGUUGCAUCGUGGUGCGCUGCUGCCUGCCGCCUGUACGCUCCGCCCCGAAUUGCUCCCACUCAGUCUCUCUUUUGCCCGUACCUGUCCUUUCCGCCGAAUAAUUGCGCAUUGGCUCUGCUGCGGCUCUGGAACAUCGACCUAUACCGUUUCUAUACCACCUGCGAUCAUCACUAUUGCUCCUCCCACGAAGCCCAUGCACCUGCACCGCGAGCUCCUUGCUGCUUGCCGGUAG
Molecule: messenger RNA, 411 nt
Organism: Penicillium lagena
Lineage: Eukaryota; Fungi; Ascomycota; Eurotiomycetes; Eurotiales; Aspergillaceae
Exons: 1
Coding region: 1-411 (136 amino acids)
Source: RefSeq, a predicted model, not a curated record